Molecule: messenger RNA, 381 nt
Organism: Aegilops tauschii subsp. strangulata
Lineage: Eukaryota; Viridiplantae; Streptophyta; Magnoliopsida; Poales; Poaceae
Source: RefSeq, a predicted model, not a curated record
AUGACGCAGAGCUUCGUGAUGAACUAUAAUAUGCAAGGGAUGGAUAAGACAAUUCCCGAGCUCUUCGCAAUGCUAAAGGCUGCAGAGGUAGAAAUCAAGAAGGAGCAUCAAGUGUUGAUGGUCAACAAGACCACCAGUUUCAAGAAAAAGGGUAAAGGGAAGAAGGGGAACUUCAAGAAGAACGGCAAGCCAGUUGCUGCUCAAGUGAAGAAGCCCAAGUCUGGACCUAAGCCUGAGACUGAGUGCUUCUACUGCAAAGGGACUGGUCACUGGAAGCGGAACUGCCCCAAGUAUUUGGCGGAUAAGAAGGGUGGCAAGGUGAACAAAGGUAUAUGUGAUAUACAUGUUAUUGAUGUGUACCUUACUAAUGCUCGCAGUAGC